AUGGUUGAUACGGGGGCUACUACAUCCUUCAUUUCACAAGCUGAACUUGACAAUAUUAUGCAUCCGCCAAUUCAAACAUCGGCGACACUUGGUGAUGGGCGAACCAAUAUUAUGGUCAAUGGUACAGUUGAAUUAAGUGUCACUAUCAAUGAUAUUACCACUGUCAUUACAGCCCUUAUUGUCGCUUCAUUAGGCGCUAAGUUAGUUCUUGUGUCACCACCGAAAUGUUCAAUUGCCGUGGAGAAAAUUGAAUUUUUAAGCCACAUCAUUACAGGUGGCAAAGUAGAACCAUCACCAGACAAGGUCAAAGCAAUUGUUGAUAUUGCCUCAUCAAAGACACUCUCACAAGCUAACAAAUUUAUUGGUAAAGUUGGCUAUUAUCGUAAAUUUAUUCGAGAUUUUGCAAAAAUUGCGGCACCUAUUCACAAGAUCUGCUACUACAAAUCACCAUUACUUAACGAUACUGAACGUCGAUAUCCAGUCACAGAACGGGAAGCUUUAGCAAUUUAUUGGUGUCUCACUGAAUUAAGAAAUUAUAUCGGAGAUUCCGAGAUCAUCAUCAAAACAAACCACAAACCACUUGUCAAUAUGCAUAAGAAGAAAAAUUAUGGAAACAAAAGGAUAGAUAAUUGGUUGACACAUUUACAAGAUCUAAUACCACAAAUUAUUGAGAUUCAAUAUCGACGUGGCAUUGACAAUAUCGGACCCGAUUAUCUUACUCGAUAUGAAACAAUCGGUACGGAUAAUCAACAACAGUCGCUUUCCGGCAUCACUCGAUCAAUGACAAAACAGGUAUCUCCAAGUGCUUCAUUACCACCAACAGUGACAGAACAAAGCCCCAUCACAACACCACCUCUAAGUACAUCCACACCAAUUGCAGAUUUUAGUUUGGAAAAGAUCAAAACUGAACAAGAUAAUGAUACCGAUAUUCAGCUCAUUAUUUCACAUAUUCAUGCUCAAAAGGAAAUGGACAACUUUGUUCCAUACUUACCUGCAUCAAUGCUCAACAUCGCACUCAAAGCAUUUCACGAUCAUCCAAUGAGUGGGCAUUUUGAAGUACACGGACAUUAUAUCUGGUUCUGGUGGCCCAAUAUGCGCCAAUCAAUUGAGCAUUACAUAUCAUCUUGUCAACAAUGUAUGAAAUUCAACAUCCUAAGCAGUAAAACACCAGGUCAUCUUAAAUCGUUUGAUCCACCAACAGAUGUAUUUCAGUCAGUUACAGCCGGCUGUGCAGCGGCGUAUCUGAUCACAAUUCAUGUAUAUUACUACAAUAAUGCAUCAUUAUCAUCACCAAUGGCGAUUGAAGGCGAUGUAAUGGGAAAAGUUAGUAUCUAUGAGUGGUUGAAGACGAGAAGCAGCGAUGAAAAACACGAUGGUGAAGGUGUGACACGAAGAGCAAUGAGAGGGGUUAGAGGUGGAACGUGA
This is a messenger RNA of Didymodactylos carnosus, 1425 nucleotides long. NCBI's taxonomy places the organism in Eukaryota, Metazoa, Rotifera, Eurotatoria, Philodinida, Philodinidae. The record is from the annotation of a GenBank genome assembly.